Messenger RNA from Melospiza georgiana, 1562 nucleotides. It is a transcript of the gene SLC18A2, whose product is annotated as solute carrier family 18 member A2. Gene Ontology annotation, molecular function: serotonin:sodium:chloride symporter activity. The coding region runs from base 1 to 1560 and encodes 519 amino acids. NCBI's taxonomy places the organism in Eukaryota, Metazoa, Chordata, Aves, Passeriformes, Passerellidae. Gene Ontology annotation, biological process: aminergic neurotransmitter loading into synaptic vesicle; transmembrane transport. The record is from RefSeq and is a predicted model, not a curated record. Gene Ontology annotation, cellular component: terminal bouton; synaptic vesicle membrane. The transcript is spliced from 15 exons.
AUGGCUUGGGGCGAGCUCGGGCUGCUCCGCUGGCUGCGGGAGAGCCGCCAGUCCCGCAAGCUCAUCCUGCUCAUCGUCUUCAUCGCGCUGCUGCUGGACAACAUGCUGCUCACCGUGGUCGUGCCAAUAAUUCCCAGUUACCUUUACAGCAUCGAACACCAGAAAAACGCCACAGAAAUCCAGACUGCUACACCCAACCUCCCCUCAGCAACCAUGGACAAUUUCCAGAGCAUCUUCUCCUACUACGACAACUCCACCGUGCUCGCUGGGAACGAGUCUGACGGGACACAGCCUGCAGAGCUGCCUCAGAGCCAGACAGAGCCCAUGGCUGUCGGGGUGACUCCGGCCCCCUCUGACUGCCCCAAGGACGACAAGGAGCUGCUGAACGAGAACGUCCGCGUCGGCCUCUUGUUCGCCUCAAAAGCAACAGUGCAGCUGAUGACCAACCCCUUCAUAGGGCCCCUGACUAACAGAAUAGGGUACCAGAUCCCACUGUUUGCUGGCUUCUGCAUCAUGUUUGUGUCAACAAUCAUGUUUGCCUUCUCUGGAAGCUAUGCACUGCUAUUUAUUGCCAGGUCCCUGCAAGGAGUGGGUUCCUCUUGUUCUUCUGUGGCAGGGAUGGGAUUGCUUGCCACUGUUUACACGGAUGAUGAAGAGAGAGGCAACGCGAUGGGAAUUGCCCUUGGAGGCCUGGCUAUGGGAGUACUAGUGGGCCCCCCUUUUGGGAGUGUCAUGUAUGAGUUUGUGGGGAAGAGCUCUCCCUUCCUGGUGCUGGCAGCCCUGGCUCUGUUUGAUGGAGCUGUUCAGUUACUUGUCCUGCAGCCCUCCAGAACACAGGCAGAAAGUCAGAAGGGGACACCUUUGCUGACACUUCUGAAGGACCCAUACAUCAUUAUUGCAGCAGGCUCGAUCUGUUUUGCAAACAUGGCUAUUGCUAUGCUUGAACCAGCUUUACCCAUCUGGAUGAUGGAGACCAUGUGCUCAAAAAAAUGGCAGCUUGGCGUCGCUUUUCUUCCAGCCAGCAUCUCUUAUCUCAUUGGGACCAAUCUUUUUGGGAUACUUGCACACAAAAUUGGAAGGUGGCUUUGUGCUUUGCUCGGGAUGCUAAUCGUGGGAAUAAGUAUUUUAUGUGUACCAUUUGCUAAAAACAUUUAUGGGCUCAUAGCACCAACUUUUGGAGUUGGAUUUGCCAUAGGGAUGGUGGACUCCUCCAUGAUGCCAAUCAUGGGCUACCUGGUGGAUCUGCGCCACGUGUCGGUCUAUGGCAGUGUGUAUGCCAUAGCUGACGUUGCCUUCUGCAUGGGUUUUGCCAUUGGUCCCUCUGCUGGUGGUGCCAUUGCCAAGGCCAUUGGAUUCCCAUGGCUCAUGACAAUUAUAGGAAUUGUGGAUAUCAUCUUUGCUCCCCUGUGCUUUUUCCUUCGAAGUCCACCUGCCAAAGAGGAGAAAAUGGCAAUACUCAUGGAUCACAACUGUCCUGUGAAAACAAAAAUGUACACCCAGAACAACAUCCAAUCCUACCCCAUAGGUGAAGAAGAGGAGGAAUAUGAAAGUGAUGAAUAACA